AUGAUGAACAUUGUCAUCCUCGGAGGCUCAUAUGCUGGAAUUGCCGCCGCCCAUCAACUCCUCAAGCAACCUGCAAAGACUGGGGAGCUGAAGGUUACUCUUGUAACCCCAAACACCCAUUUCUACUGGAAUAUCGCAGCACCACGCGGCCUGCUUCCUGGCCAGAUUGCCGACGAGCAGCUCUUUCAGUCCAUUGCCGAUGGGUUUAAGCAAUAUUCGCCGGACAAGUUUGAACUUGUACUCGCUUCGGCAGAAAGCCUAGACGUCAAUGCCAAGAAGGUUGUGGCGACUAGCCCCAGCGAAGGGAGCAAGACAAUUACUUACGACGUCCUCAUCCUUGCCACUGGCUCCAGUAUGAAGGGAGCGGUACCCCUCAAGGGAUUGAGCUCGACAGAAGCAACAAGAAAUGCUCUCCGCGAGCUCCAGUCCCUAGUGGAAAAUUCCAAGACAAUUGUCAUAGCUGGUGCCGGUGUGACGGGGUGUGAGGUUGCCGGCGAGCUGGGGUAUGAGUAUAGAAAACAGAAGGAAAUCAUUCUACUCUCCAGCGGGCCUGGAGUGCUCGAGAGUAGCCCGGCAAGUGUAUCAAAGCUCGCAGUGAAGGAGCUCACGAACCUGGGCGUCCAUGUCAAGCUACAAGAAAAGGUCGCUGCAUCCUCUCAACUGCCGGAUGGGCGGCAUGAACUCACCCUUUCCGGCGGAGAUAAGCUAAUUACGGACAUGUACAUUCCUACGUUCGGCCUGACCCCCAACACUUCGUACCUCUCCGCAACAUUCCUCGACAACAAUGGAUUCGUCGUGGUCGACGACUAUCUUCAAGUCAAGGGAGCUGGGCCCGUAUGGGCUAUCGGCGAUGUGUCGGCCAUGGAAGGAUCGCAAUACCUGCCAGCCAACAGACAGGCAAGCCAUGCCGUCAAGAACAUCAUUUUAAGCAUGAGUGGCAAGCCAUUGCUUGCAUACAAAGCUUGGCCCUUCUCCAUGGGCCUCCAAAUUGGAAAACAGGCGGGGACGGGUCAUCUUGGAAGUUGGAAAAUUCCGUCUUUCCUGGUAGUUUUCAUGCGGAAGACACUAUUCAUAGAGAGAUUUGCCCCUACGGUCAAUGGUUCUUUGUUCUGA
Trichoderma atroviride IMI 206040 is the source of this 1113-nucleotide messenger RNA. RefSeq lists its product as uncharacterized. Gene Ontology annotation, cellular component: cytoplasm. Lineage: Eukaryota; Fungi; Ascomycota; Sordariomycetes; Hypocreales; Hypocreaceae. The record is from RefSeq and is a predicted model, not a curated record. Gene Ontology annotation, molecular function: flavin adenine dinucleotide binding; electron-transferring-flavoprotein dehydrogenase activity.